Molecule: messenger RNA, 996 nt
Organism: Neofelis nebulosa (Clouded leopard)
Lineage: Eukaryota; Metazoa; Chordata; Mammalia; Carnivora; Felidae
Product: testis-specific Y-encoded protein 8-like
Exons: 6
Coding region: 1-996 (331 amino acids)
Biological process (GO): nucleosome assembly
Cellular component (GO): chromatin; nucleus
Molecular function (GO): histone binding; chromatin binding
Source: RefSeq, a predicted model, not a curated record
AUGGCCAGCGUGUCGCGGUCCGGAAAAAGCAGCGAUUCCCGUCGACCCUGGACCCUGAUCGUCCCGGAUGAGAAAGGUCGAGAGUCCCGGACCCGCGGGAGUGCAGGGGCGCUGGAGGGCGUGGGUUGGCCGCAGUCCCCAGGUUCAGGGGCGGCAAGCGCCCAUCGUGUGCAGGAAGCCCAGGCCGGGUGUGAGAUACAGGUGGCAAGCCCAGCGGAGGAAUUGGUGCUGAUAUUGGAUGACGGAAUGGUGGCGGCUGAGGUGGUGAUCGGGGAGGAGGAAGAGGACGGCGGGGGGGCGACCGAGGAAGAGGAGCUGCAGCAGCGAGAGCCAGCGCUGCGUCCUGCCUCAGCCCAGGACCCACUGGCAGUGCUGGAGCGUCUUCAGCUGGAGAUCAGCGCUGGGAAUGCCCAGGAUUCCAGGGCCUUACGGCGGCUGAAGCGCAGGAUUCUUCGGAGGCGGAUUUCUCACCUGGAUCACAGAAGGGCCGUCAUCAAGCACAUCCCUGGCUUCUGGGCCCAGGCGGUAUCCUUCCUUGUGCUGUUGUCGGCCAUGAUGGGUGCCCAGGACAAAGACGUGCUCAGCUACGUGGUCGACUUGGAGGUCAGACCGGGGAGGCUGUGGCUGGGGGCCGUCCCGUCGGGUGUGGGAUUUGGGCGGGAGAGGGUGGAAGAAGUGGGCCAUCCCAAGUACCGCUGCAGAGUGAUGUUUUUCUUUGGGGCCAACCCGUACUUCCGGAACCCAGUGAUCAUUAAGGAGUAUCAGCUUAGCUUUGCUGGCUACAGGGCAUCGCAUUCCACUCCAGUCCAGUGGUUCUGGGAUUAUGAACGUGGAGCUCCCAGUCGCAGGCAUGACCCCACCAGGCUUAACUUGUUGAACUGGCUGUGUGAGCACAGCUGCCCAGGGGCGAACAGGAUUGCCGAGAUCAUCAUCGAGGACCUGUGGCCCAAUCCCCUGCAGUACUACCUGAGGGAGGAAGGGACCAGAAGACAGUGA